AACCAGAGGAACCGGAGUAAGUACAGGAUUGUAUUCUGGUUAUAUCCAGAGCAGUAAACAUUCAGAGAACUACGCAAACGGAGAGGAAUCUGCAGAAGCAAGAAAUACUGAAACUGCGGACAGAAUAAUUACUAUGCAAUGGAGUAAACAGAGGAACAGAAAGAUUUCUGUAUAUCUGUAAAGAAUAAAUCAAGGCAACUGGACGUACUGUAGAUUUCUUGAAAAAGAUUUCUGUAGCAUAAUAAUAAUACGUCAAUGUAUACGUCAAACGGAUGGGAAAAACAUGAUGUGAACCUAGAGGCUCAUUAGCAUAUAUUAAAACAUCCUUUUUCUCAGCAAUGCGGGCACAUAUGAACAUGGGACCAACACGGAUGUCUUCAGCUGCCAAGUGCACAUGUAACAGGGUUGUUCUUCAGUGCCUUCCAGACUUUUAAGAGUGGUAUAUCUAUAUUAAGCUAGCCAUUCCAGCGCUCACAUCAUCGUUAUGCAUCAACCAACAGCUCCAAUAAUUCCAAUUUUGAAUAAAUGGUUCCUCUUUGUGCAUACACCAUCAGACCCACAAAACCCAAGUAGAAGAUAUCUACAAUGCCCAGCAACAGGACAUCUCUAUUGUACAUCAACAGGAAGCUUAUACCAGAAGACGAUUAUUUCACUGUCUGCCAAAAGUUCUCCUUUAUUAAGUAUCAAUUCUGGUUUACUUCCCUGUAAUUCUUCUGCAUACAGUCAGAGUAUAUCUGAACCAACUGCAAAAAAAGAAAAGAAGAAAAGUAGCAGAAAAACAAAAAAUAAAUCAGUUCCUAUACUGGACAAUUCUUCUGCAACUACUAAAAAGAAGGCGUCUGUUUUAAGCAAAAAGAAAAAAUCUACCGUGACCCCUCAGCCCAAGUCCACCCCAUCAUUUGUCUUCAUUCGUAAUUCUUUUUCAAGCCUUAAGAAGCCAGCCUCAAUAACCCAGACUGUAAAUCAAUGUAAAGCAGUCAUUCAUCCUGAUAACAAUCUCUCUGAAAAAAACACAAAAAAGUCACACAUUUACUAUACAGUCUAUCUGCAUCACAUGGUCAAGUUCAUACAACCUAUAAGAAUUAAUUUUGAAGACCUUUUAUUUCCACAGAAUGUGUUUCUUAAACAUGAGCUAACAAAGUUUUCCAGAAAGCGUGCAGAAGAAAAUAUUCAAAUUGUUCAAAAGCAUCAGGGUUCCCCAAAACGUAAAAGAAGGAGGAAACCACCAUCUCUAUGUCUCAGCAAUGAAGAAUACGUUCUGCUUUGUUCAGGAAACAUUUUCAAGGAGAAAACUGAGAAAAAAAAGAAGCUUGGGCCACUUUUUCAGGUUUUCAAAUUCAAAACAGCAGGCGACAUCCUCACCAUGAUAGGCAAUGAUCUUUAUUGAGCAUCAAGUAUAAAAAUUACAUAAUGCUUUCCUCUUUACCUAAGAUUAUUCACAGUGAUAGACUGGAAGGAUACAGAGAACUGGCUCCUGCUAGUGAAGUGCUUACACGAGUGUCCUGACAGUACCCUGCUUGUAGUGGAAUGGGACAUAUUACGCCUUUUGAAUGGACCAUGCCUACUACACUCAAAUUCAGUGUCAUAUGGCUGUUACUGACACUCCAUAUACAGAGCUAAUUACACAUAAGGAGACUCAUUUUCUUCCUGUAUAUUUUGAAUGUAAUUUUGGGAAACAGACAAAGGUGACACUGGAAACAUUCUUCACUAGUAACAUUCAACUUACUUGGGAAAGAUUGAGUCAAACCCAAAUAAUGUUACAUUAGAUAGUGACAUGAGAAAUAUCAUUAUACAGGGUGAGUCUCAGGACACCCUUUUA
Molecule: messenger RNA, 1819 nt
Organism: Bufo gargarizans (Asiatic toad)
Lineage: Eukaryota; Metazoa; Chordata; Amphibia; Anura; Bufonidae
Exons: 3
Coding region: 485-1387 (300 amino acids)
Source: RefSeq, a predicted model, not a curated record